Staurois parvus is the source of this 422-nucleotide messenger RNA. NCBI's taxonomy places the organism in Eukaryota, Metazoa, Chordata, Amphibia, Anura, Ranidae. The record is from the annotation of a GenBank genome assembly.
CACUGAUAGGUGGCACUGACUGGCAUCACUGCUGGGCACUGACUGGCGGCACUGCUAGGCAUUGACUGGCACAACCGCUGGGCACUGACUGGUGGCAGCACUGCUGGGCUGCAUUGAUGGGCACUGGUGGAUGGCACUGGUGGGCACAGGUGGGUGGCACUGCUGGGCACAGGAAGGUGGCACUUCUGGGCACAGGUGGGUGGCACUGCUGGGCACAGGUGGGUGGAGCUAGUGGGCGGCACUGCUGGGCACAGGUGGGCGGAACUGGUGGGUGGCGCUGCUGGGCACCGAUCAUCAGGCCACUAAUCAUCAGUGCCCUGAUGAUCGGUGCCGAUCCCUCCUCUGACAACUGCCGGUUCUCUGCAGUACUUUCCUCACACUCUCACAGCGUGAGGAAAGUGCAGCCGAGAACCGGCAAUUGC